Molecule: messenger RNA, 3084 nt
Organism: Lycium barbarum (goji berry)
Lineage: Eukaryota; Viridiplantae; Streptophyta; Magnoliopsida; Solanales; Solanaceae
Product: protein SCARECROW-like
Exons: 2
Coding region: 469-2877 (802 amino acids)
Biological process (GO): bundle sheath cell fate specification; gravitropism; asymmetric cell division
Cellular component (GO): nucleus
Molecular function (GO): sequence-specific DNA binding; DNA-binding transcription factor activity
Source: RefSeq, a predicted model, not a curated record
AAAUAAUUUGGAUAUAGGAAAAUCUAGCCCUAGCACUAUAGCCAAGCCGCAAUAAUAAUUGACGAGCAAUGUUGGAAAAAAGAGGAAAAGAUAGCUCGUGGAUUACCAUAUAAGUUUUCAACAACUUCGGUACUUAUGUCGUCAAUAAAUUCCAUCUUCCUCAGCCUCUUUCUCAUUGGCAAUACUGAAAUUGCAUAUAAAUCCAAAAGGCAACCAGUCAAGUCACAAGUGGUUAUAAACAAGUAGCUAGUAGUAAGCCCUGGAAGGACGUGUUUGUGUUGUGUUGGAUUUGAAGGAGAAAAAUUAAAAGAGGUUAGAGAUAAAGACCACAGAAUCCCAAUGCCCGUGUCUAAAUCCUUUCACCGCUAUAUGCUUGGAAGUGUUUUCUAAUACAACUGCUUUUAUUAAGGAUCUCAACAGGAUGAAGAUGAAAAAUCAAAAGAGUUUUGAGAAUCUGUUUCAUUUAUCAUGGCAAAAGCUUUUCCUCUGAACGGUGAGAACUGCCCUGACACUACCGGUGAGGACGAGAAGUUGCAGGCCACCAGCAAGGUACUCAAUAACGUGCACUGUGACAAGGGAAAAAUGGUCAGAAAGAGAGCUGCCUCCGACAUGGAGAUCCAGGCCGGCGAAGAACAUAGAUAUCUUCGCCGGCCUGCUACCAUAGCUGGGUAUCAUUCGACCCAGCUUGGUGGUGAUUUAAGGGUUUGUGGUACUACUAGUAAUUUUGGUGGUCACAAUAUCAACAGUAUCCCAACAACGACUCACCACGUCUCCAACUACUCCACUAUGCAAAUGUUGACGUCAAAAGGGCCUGAUUACACCAGCUUUUCUAAUUCUAUCCCAAACCUGACCAAUUACACUGAUGCAUCCCAAAACCAGAACAACAACAAUAAUAAUCAAUCCCCAUCUGUUUGUGUUUUCUCCGGUUUGCCUCUCUUUCCUCCUGAUAGAAACCGCCAAAACAGCGGUUUACUACUCCAGCAACCAGCAGCAGUUGUUUCUUCCCCUCUUACAACUGGAAGAAUCGAAUCCAUGGAUGACAACACGUCAGCAACGGCAUGGAUUGAUGGUAUUAUAAAGGAUUUAAUCAACAGUUCUGCUCAAGUUUCCGUACCCCAACUCAUCCAGAAUGUUAGGGAGAUAAUCCACCCUUGCAAUCCAUAUCUCGCCUCCCUCUUGGAGUACAGGCUUCGCUCUCUCACUAGUAAUAAUAAUGCUAAUGGUGGUGGCGCUGAUCAAAAUGACCCCAUGGAAUGCUGGAGAAGAAAAGAACCGUUGUCACAGAUUGCGAAUUUACAACAGGCCCAAAACAAUCCCAAUUUAUUGCAGCAGAAUAUGUUGUCCAUUCCGGAUUCCUCAAAUAAUCAGUACUUAAACUGGGAAAUCGCUUUGCCUGCCAGCCACAACGCUCCGUUGGCGGCCUCUCUGGGCGGCAAUAAUCCCACUGCAACAGAUCUUUCUUUUGUUACGCCUCCCAUUCUUUCUCCUCAAGUGCAGCAGCAGCAACAGCAACAACAACAACAACAGCAGCAGCAAGAAUCUCCUCAGCAUCAGCCCGUAGUAGAUUUAGAACAACAGAAGCAGCAGCAAUCUUCUAAUUCUCUAUCUCCGACCUCAGUGGCUGAUAGCACUGCCAAAACAAAAACUACAACACCUGCUCCUGUCCCGGUCACUACAUACAGAGAGAAAAAGGAAGAAGAGCGACAACAGAAGAGGGAUCAAGAAGGAUUGCACCUUUUGACCUUACUCUUACAAUGUGCUGAAGCUGUAUCCGCUGAUAAUUUAGAGGAAGCAAAUAAAAUGCUAUUAGAAGUUUCAGAACUCUCGACUCCGUUUGGCACAUCUGCACAGCGUGUCGCUGCGUAUUUCUCCGAUGCCAUGUCAGCAAGGCUGUUGAAUUCAUGCUUAGGAAUAUACGCAGCGCUACCACUGACGAGCGUCCCCGUGCUUUACACCCAAAAGAUGGCCUCCGCCUUCCAGGUGUUUAACGGGAUCAGUCCAUUCAUAAAAUUCUCUCAUUUUACAGCCAAUCAGGCUAUACAAGAAGCUUUCGAGAGAGAAGACCGGGUGCACAUUAUAGACCUUGAUAUAAUGCAAGGUCUACAAUGGCCCGGUCUUUUUCAUAUCUUGGCUUCCAGGCCCGGUGGGCCUCCUUUCGUUCGGCUCACCGGGCUUGGAACCUCUAUGGAUGCUCUUGAGGCUACCGGCAAACGAUUGUCGGAUUUUGCUGAGAGAUUAGGACUUCCUUUUGAGUUUUUACCUGUUGCGGAUAAAGUUGGGAAUUUGGAUGCUGAGAAAUUGAAUGUGAGCAAGAGAGAAGCUGUUGCGGUUCAUUGGUUGCAACAUUCCCUGUAUGAUGUUACUGGCAGCGACUCUAAUACCCUCUCCCUCUUGCAAAGGUUGGCUCCAAAGGUGGUGACAGUAGUAGAACAGGACCUGAGCCACGCGGGUUCAUUCCUGGGGAGGUUCGUGGAAGCAAUACAUUACUACUCAGCUCUAUUUGACUCACUGGGCGCGUGCUAUGGGGAAGAGAGCGAGGAAAGACACGUCGUGGAGCAACAGCUCUUGUCAAAAGAGAUACGAAAUGUGUUAGCUGUUGGAGGUCCUUCGAGAAGUGGUGAGGUGAAGUUCAACAACUGGAGAGAAAAGCUUCAACAAUCUGGCUUUAGGUGUUUAUCUCUUGCAGGUAAUGCUGCAGCACAAGCUACACUUUUGCUUGGAAUGUUCCCAUCUCAUGGAUACACUUUGGUUGAGGAUAAUGGAACUCUUAAGCUUGGUUGGAAAGAUCUUUGCUUGUUUAGUGCUUCUGCAUGGAGGCCUAGUCCCUUGCAUGCUGCAUCCGGUGCUCGUCACUUUUCUCGUACCAAUGUGGAUUAGAAAGCCUCUAUGCAGUCAAGUUGGUGAAUUUCGAAUACUGAAUGAUUAAAAAAGGGAAAUGCGCGGUCAGAAAAUUUGUCAUUCCUUCAUUUGCCAGUGUAGUUUACAACUCAUCUUUUCAUGUCAUGUGUAUCUAUACAUCGCGAAGGUGCGGUUUGUUAACUCUUUUUUUGUUAAGUAAUCAUUAAUUAUGUUGCUUUUCUUAAA